Molecule: messenger RNA, 1217 nt
Organism: Capsicum annuum
Lineage: Eukaryota; Viridiplantae; Streptophyta; Magnoliopsida; Solanales; Solanaceae
Product: protein YIP4b
Exons: 3
Coding region: 264-1106 (280 amino acids)
Biological process (GO): endoplasmic reticulum to Golgi vesicle-mediated transport
Cellular component (GO): membrane; trans-Golgi network
Source: RefSeq, a predicted model, not a curated record
AAAAGAAAGUAGAAAAUUCUGUUUUAAACGGAGAAAAGGUAACACCAGUCCAAACGGGGUUAAGCUAGUCCCGCAACACACACUUUGCAUAUCCUCCCCGUUUCUUUCCACUUUUUCCAAUAAGCGCAAAAUUUUCUUUACAAUAGGACUAGGCAUUUUCCUGCAUUUACGCGUCAACACGACGACAGUAGUUACACCACCCAACAACCGCCUGUUCCCCAUCUCCGAUCACCGUUCUCCCCUCUUAAAUCUGAGACUAAAAAAUGUCACACGGAGACACUAUACCUCUUCACUCCACAUCUCAAUCGGACAUUGAUGAAAUCGAAAACCUCAUCUAUGUCAAUCCUUCUACUGUCCUUCCAGCACGCCCGCCUUCUCCUCCUCGUGCUGCCAUUCCUGUUUCAUCUUCUCCCUUCAUGCCUUCCAAUCUCCGCCCACAACCUCCUACUACGACUACGACGACAACCACCAACCACAAACCACCGACACCUGUCCCUUCCAUUCCAACUCCGCCUCCGCUACCUUCAUCGGGACAGUCGAUUAUAGCCGCAACCGGUUUUGGAUCUCCGCCCAAUACCCUUACGGAGCCGGUUUGGGAUACCGUCAAAAGAGAUCUGUCCAGAAUUGUUAGUAAUUUGAAGCUCGUGGUUUUCCCUAAUCCUUAUAGAGAAGAUCCUGGGAAAGCCCUUCGUGAUUGGGAUCUCUGGGGACCUUUCUUCUUCAUUGUUUUCCUUGGUCUCACUUUGUCAUGGUCUGCCUCUGUUAAGAAGUCCGAGGUUUUUGCUGUUGCAUUUGCUCUGCUGGCUGCCGGUGCUGUCAUUCUGACACUGAAUGUCUUGUUACUGGGCGGUCAUAUAAUCUUCUUCCAAAGUCUAAGUUUGCUGGGUUACUGUCUAUUUCCACUUGAUGUUGGUGCCUUCAUUUGCAUGCUAAAGGACAAUGUGGUAUUGAAGGUGGUUGUGGUAUGUGUUGCACUAGCUUGGAGCUCUUGGGCGGCAUAUCCCUUAAUGAGUACAGCUGUUAACCCUAGGAGGAAAGCUCUUGCCCUGUAUCCUGUAGUGCUCAUGUAUGUAUCUGUUGGAUUUCUCAUUAUUGCCAUCGAUUGAUGUUAGUCGUGCCUACUAUGUGAAUAAAAGAUGUAUGAAGCCGAUAAAAAAUACAUUGAAUUAGGGAUAUUCUGAUUGCCUCAUGAAAUUCUGUUGAUAAUUCUUGUUCCA